AUGAAGAUCACCGCUGCCAUCGUCUCUUCCCUCGCCGGCAGCGCCGCCGCGUUUGACAAGAACCAGCCAUGGGGAAAACGCGACUGCCCCCGCAUCAACGUCUUCCAAGGCCUCCCCGAUAAUGCAACAGUGAGUCUCGGCGACAAGAUUGAGUUCCGCUGGAAUCGCAACCCGACAGGCCACUGCCCUGAUCCUCUGUGCGAGUAUCCUGGCAGUGACUACAAGAUCGUGAUUUAUAACAACCCCCAGCCUGGCCCCAACGGGGUCAAUGCUGAGCAGACAGAGGAGGAUGGAAAAUUCAGGGCCCAGAUCCCGAAGUCACUACCAGUUGUCAAGGAUGACUCGCUGUGGUAUUUGCGGAUCGAGACUGUUUUGGAGACGGCGCCGCAGAUGCCGACCUUGUUCAUUGCGGCUGGUCCUUUUACCGUCAAGAACUACUAG
Messenger RNA from Aspergillus novofumigatus IBT 16806, 441 nucleotides. RefSeq lists its product as uncharacterized. The record is from RefSeq and is a predicted model, not a curated record. Lineage: Eukaryota; Fungi; Ascomycota; Eurotiomycetes; Eurotiales; Aspergillaceae. The transcript is spliced from 4 exons. Bases 1 to 441 code for a protein of 146 amino acids.